AUAAUGUUAUUAAAAGUAAUAUAUUUUAUACAAAUAUUGAUACCAUUUGUAUUAACUAUAAAUAUCACGGAUAUAGUGAACUAUUCGGUCAGACAAUACAAUGAAUUAUCCAAAAGUAUUAUUAUUGGUAAAGAGUAUCCUACAGAAGGAAUACCACUGUCCUAUAAGUGGAACUGUACUGAACCGGUAAAAAAUCAGUGGACGUCCGGAUUUUAUCCCGGAGUGUUAUGGCAUUUAUACAAAUAUACUAAUGAUAACAAAUGGAGACAACUAGCAAUCAAAGCUACUGAUAGCUUAUCUGAAAAUCAAAUGAGAACCGAUAAUAUAGAUAUUGGGUUUAUUAUUAUGUGUUCGUAUGGAAAGGGAUAUGAAUUUACUAAAAACUCAAGUUAUCCUCAAGUUAUAGUUAAUGCCGCUAAUAGUUUAGCAAAAAGAUUUAAUUAUAAUAUAGGAUGUACUCAAUCGUGGGAUAAUACACCAAAUGAAUUUGUGGUCAUAGCUGACAAUAUGAUGGACCUGGAAGUGCUAUUUGAGGGCUGGAGGAUCAGUAAAAAUAAGACACUAUUAGAUAUGGCUGUUUCGCAUACUAUACAAACAAUUAAAUAUCAUUUAAGAGAAGACUAUAGUCACUAUCAAGCGGUUGCCUUCAGCGAUACUAAUGCAACUAUUAUUAGAAAAUUUACGGCACAGGGAUAUGCAGACUGGUCGUGUUGGGCACAGAGUCAAGCCUGGUUGGUCACUGGUUUCACUAUUGCCUAUAGAUAUAGUAAAUUAGACUAUAUAUUAAAUGCUGCGGAAGGAGUAUCCAAUUAUUUUAUUGAUAAUUCACCGCCUGAUGGGAUACCCUACUGGGACUUUGAUGUACCACACGAUUCAAACCAUACAUACAUACCUCGGGACAGUUCGGCCGCAUCUAUAGCAGCGUCGGGUUUGAUUGAACUCUACGGAUACACUAAUAAUACAAAAUAUUUAAACGCUUUCAAUAAAAUAAUAAAUUCUUUAUAUUCAGACAACUAUAGAGCGGAUGCCGUCUUUCAGGUUGCUAUACUGUAA
Molecule: messenger RNA, 1053 nt
Organism: Oppia nitens
Lineage: Eukaryota; Metazoa; Arthropoda; Arachnida; Sarcoptiformes; Oppiidae
Product: unsaturated glucuronyl hydrolase-like
Exons: 3
Coding region: 4-1053 (349 amino acids)
Biological process (GO): polysaccharide catabolic process
Molecular function (GO): chondroitin hydrolase activity
Source: RefSeq, a predicted model, not a curated record